AUGCCUAAUGCCCCCCUGCACCUCGGCGAGAGAGAGCUGCUGCUGGGCCCCGGGGGCGCCGCCCCGAGCUCGGGGGGCUCCGGGGGGGCUCCGGGGGGGUCGCUGGGCGAGGUGAGCAUCCCCCUCUCGCUGGGGGUCUGUCCCCUGGGCCCCCUGCCCCUGCCCAAGGAGCAGCUGUACCAGCAGGCGCUGCAGGAGCCCGCCUGGCACCACAUGCCGCACCCGUCCGACUCCGAGAGGAUCAGGCAGUACCUGCCCCGCAACCCCUGCCCCACCCCCCCCUACCACCACCAGCUGCCCCCCCCCCACUCGGACACCGUGGAGUUCUACCAGCGCCUGAGCACCGAGACCCUCUUCUUCAUCUUCUACUACCUGGAGGGCACCAAGGCUCAGUACCUGGCGGCCAAGGCCCUGAAGAAGCAAUCGUGGCGCUUCCACACCAAGUACAUGAUGUGGUUCCAGAGGCACGAGGAGCCCAAAACCAUCACGGACGAGUUCGAGCAGGGCACUUACAUUUACUUCGACUACGAGAAGUGGGGGCAGCGCAAGAAGGAAGGAUUCACCUUCGAGUACCGAUACCUGGAGGACCGAGACCUGCAGUGAGGGGCACCCCAAAAAACCCCAAAAUCCCCCCAAAAAACCCCAAAACCCCCCCAGAAAACCCCAAAAUCCCCCCCAGACCCCCCCUGCAUGCCCUGGGGGGGGUCAGAACCAACCACAGCCCCAAAUUCCUCCGAAUUCACCCCAAAUUUCCCCCUCCCGGUGCUGUUGUUUUUUUGGGGUGGGGGAGGGGGGGUUAAAAAAUUUGGGAUUUUUUGGGGUUUUUUUUUUUUGGUUUGGG
Camarhynchus parvulus is the source of this 841-nucleotide messenger RNA. RefSeq names its product CCR4-NOT transcription complex subunit 3-like. Bases 1 to 603 code for a protein of 200 amino acids. Lineage: Eukaryota; Metazoa; Chordata; Aves; Passeriformes; Thraupidae. Gene Ontology annotation, cellular component: CCR4-NOT core complex; P-body. Gene Ontology annotation, biological process: nuclear-transcribed mRNA poly(A) tail shortening; regulation of DNA-templated transcription; regulation of stem cell population maintenance. The record is from RefSeq and is a predicted model, not a curated record. The transcript has 5 exons.